AUAAGUCUUUAAAGACUAAUCACGGUUUUCCGUGUGAUGGUUGAAUGGUCUAAAUCUGACACUGAUCAUCUGCAGUUGUGUGUAAAUCUAAGCCAUACAAAGUCGUCGAUAAUACUUUUUCAUCAUGGCGCUAAAACUUCUUGUUGGUCAAAAAAUAAUGAACGAAGUAGUUCGCUACAAAGGGACCCCAAGCAAAACGAAAGCAAAUGGUCAACCUGGAACAGAAUGGAGAAUCCUGAUAGUAGACAAAUUAGCUAUGCGCAUGGUUUCGGCUUGUACAAAAAUGCAUGAAAUUAGUGCUGAAGGAGUAACAUUGGUAGAAGAUAUAAAUAAAAAAAGAGAGCCCCUACCCGCAAUUGAAGCCGUAUAUUUGAUAACACCUUCCGAAGAUUCUAUAAGAUUAUUAAUGAGAGAUUUUGAAAAUCCUGCCAAGCCUACAUAUAAAGCAGCACAUGUUUAUUUCACUGAAGUGUGUCCCGAAGAACUUUUUAAUGAUAUUUGUAAAUCAGUUGUAUCGCGAAAAAUUAAGACGUUAAAAGAAAUUAACAUUGCAUUUCUUCCCUAUGAAUCCCAGGUAUAUUCCCUUGAUUCACCUGUAACUUUUCAAUGUGCAUACUCUCCUGCGCUUGCAUCUGUACGUUAUGGAAAUAUGGAACGAAUUGCCGAACAAAUUGCCACUCUUUGUGCUACCCUUGGAGAAUAUCCGUCAGUACGUUAUCGAAGUGAAUGGGAUGGCAAUGUUGAGCUAGCUCAAAUGGUGCAGCAAAAACUUGACGCUUAUAAAGCAGAUGAACCAACUAUGGGUGAAGGUCCAGAAAAAGCUAGAUCCCAAUUAAUAAUUUUGGACCGUGGUUUUGACUGCGUUUCUCCAUUAUUACAUGAACUUACGCUUCAAGCUAUGGCGUAUGAUUUGCUACCCAUUGUAAAUGACGUUUAUAAAUUUAUUCCAUCGCCUAAUGCAGCUGAAAAGGAAGUUUUACUAGAUGAAAACGAUGAUUUAUGGGUUGAUUUACGUCACCAACAUAUUGCUGUAGUAUCUCAAAGUGUCACUCAGUACUUAAAAACAUUUACGGAAUCAAAACGUCUAACCCAAACAGAAAAGCAGUCAAUGAAAGAUUUAUCACAAAUGAUAAAAAAAAUGCCACAAUAUCAAAAACAGCUGUCAAAAUACUCAACUCAUUUACACCUCGCAGAAGAUUGCAUGAAAUCAUACCAAGGCUAUGUUGAUAAAUUAUGCCGCGUUGAACAAGAUCUGGCAAUGGGCACUGAUGCUGAAGGAGAAAAAAUUAAAGAUCAUAUGCGUAAUAUAGUACCUAUUUUGUUGGAUCAGUCCGUAUCAAAUUAUGACAAAGUACGAAUUAUCGCGCUGUACGUCAUGAUUAAAAAUGGCAUUUCAGAGGAAAACUUGACUAAACUUGUAACGCAUGCCCAGAUUGAACCAAAGGAAAGAGAAAUGAUUACAAAUCUCAAUUAUUUGGGAAUUAACGUUAUAGCAGAUGGCAAUCGUAAAAAAACUUACACAGUUCCACGUAAAGAAAGAAUCAAUGAGCACACAUAUCAAAUGUCAAGAUGGACUCCUGUGAUUAAAGACAUCAUGGAAGAUUCCAUAGAUAACAAGCUUGAUGAACGUCACUUCCCGUUCCUAGGUGGUCGGAAAACGGCAGGUUUUCAUGCCCCAACAAGCAGUGCGCGCUAUGGACACUGGCAUAAGGAUAAAUCGCAAACGGCUGUUAAAAACGUUCCACGGUUAGUUGUAUUUGUUAUUGGAGGAGUAAGCUACUCAGAAAUCCGUUGUGCUUACGAAGUGACUAGUGCUGUAAAAAAUUGGGAAGUUUAUAUUGGAUCAUCGCAUAUAUUGACACCGGAAACAUUUCUUAGUGAUUUAGGAUCCCUCAAUAAAGAAUAAAUAAUGUCUAAAAGGUUUAUGUAUCCCGCUAACGUAAGUGCAAAAUGCACUUUCUCCGUUAUUUGCAGUUGAAAUAAAUAACUUAGCAUGGCCAUCGAUAUGUACUACAAAUUAAUGAAUAAAUAAAUAUAACAAAUAAAAACUUCAAA
Molecule: messenger RNA, 2055 nt
Organism: Culex quinquefasciatus (southern house mosquito)
Lineage: Eukaryota; Metazoa; Arthropoda; Insecta; Diptera; Culicidae
Gene: Rop
Product: protein ROP
Exons: 8
Coding region: 125-1906 (593 amino acids)
Biological process (GO): vesicle-mediated transport; intracellular protein transport; neurotransmitter secretion
Cellular component (GO): secretory granule; plasma membrane
Molecular function (GO): syntaxin binding
Source: RefSeq, a predicted model, not a curated record